Papilio xuthus (Asian swallowtail) is the source of this 919-nucleotide messenger RNA. RefSeq lists its product as uncharacterized. The coding region runs from base 259 to 846 and encodes 195 amino acids. The record is from RefSeq and is a predicted model, not a curated record. NCBI's taxonomy places the organism in Eukaryota, Metazoa, Arthropoda, Insecta, Lepidoptera, Papilionidae. The transcript is spliced from 5 exons.
GCAAAUGUUAAAAUAUUAUGUUUAUAGAGAAUAUUAAAAUAAAUAAAAUGCUCAAAAUUCGGGAGAUGCAAAAUGUGUGUACCCUGAUCUAAUCAGUUCGAAUGAUCUACUUGUACAAAAAAAUCUCUAAAUUAAUUCACAAGAACAUAUAGCAGAUCUUGGUUUACCUUUUGAGAUCAAAGCCUAGCCUAAAUAUGAGAUGCCUCAAGUUAAAACCUAGAAAAUUUCAGAGCCUACGAGUAGUAAGGAAGGUAUGUGAUGAUUUUCCCAAUAAAACAGAAGAGCAUCUUCAUGUUAUGCACCACUGUUUUUAUUGUCUGUAUCACUCUUCUAUUGAGGGGUUGCCUGGCUCACAAAAAUAAAAAAGAUUUCCAUGACGAGUUAACAUAUGUGCCUGCUGUACGCAUUAGAGCCUCAAUUGAAAGAGCGCCGGAUAGUUAUGCAGACUCCGCCGCUUGGGAUGUUGAAUCAGUAUUACGUUUAACUUCUAUGUUACGCCAAAGUCAAAAAGCAGACACCGUAGUUCAACACCAACAGAACAUCAUGCCUGGACGUCGGUUUAUGAAUUAUGCAGAUUCAUUAAAAGCUUUCCCAAGCAUAUCUCAAGGUCAUGCAAACAAUUUCUACUAUGACACGGAUGUGGUACAGAACAAUGAGCAAGAGCCACCAUGGAACUCUGGUCAGAAUGCAGACAACUCUGUCAUUGUCAUCACCAAUCCAUCAGAAGCACGCCUGCCUGCGGACACAAUCAGUGUUAAAUUGCUCAGAGAGACAAUGGAGGCGAGGGCCAAAGCUGCAAGAUUCACACCAUCAACCACAAAAAUGAUCUGGAAGAACAAGCCUUAAAAGACAAUCGGAGAGAGUCCUCUCUGACAGGAACAAUGUAUUUAGGCACAGGACUAACUAUGAAAAAAACAAU